UCAUCGCGUAAAGCCAACGCAGGGGAUGUCGUCAUGUGGCUGUUGUCCUGCUGAGUCUUUGGAGAAAAUCCUUCCCUGCUCGGACAGAAGCGUGUUUUUAGAAAUGUGUUUUUACUUUUCACUAACAGGGCGGCACAUCCUCGCGACCACAUGAGCCGGCAGGAGAGUUUCCGAACAUUUAACAACAAGAAGAAGAAGAAGAAGUCGGAGAGCGGCUGCCUUAGCUCACUGGCUAGCCGGCUAGCUUGCGAGUUAGCAGCGUAGCUGCAGCAGCUGCUGUUAGCAUGGCGUCUCCGUUCAAAAUCCCCAAGAAGAAACAGCCAGCGGGUUCUGACUCCUCCCACCUGCACUCGCAGUCGCCGCUGUCCCGCCUCCAGAGCCCCGCCCCAGAAUUUAAGGGUUAUGGGCAUCAGUCCAGUAGAGGCGGGGCUGACAGGAUGCAUGCUGGGAACGCGCUGGGCUCCUCAACGAGCAGACAGAGCGUGCCGUGUACACCUGUUUUCAGGGACUACGUCAAAUCGCUGCUGGGACUCAACAGCCCGAACAGAGGAGCGCCAACAGCCAAUCGCAGAGCACCGGGAAGCUGCGGCCGCCAAUCACAGCCCGGACAGAGAGCCCAGUCGUCGUCGGGCUGCGUCUCAAACGGAUGGCGUCCUAAGAGAGCGUCAGACCGCCUGCUGCCGCCUGACGAGGCCUCAGAGCCCCUGACUCCACCACAGAAGAAGAAAAGUGACCUCAGAGGUCCGCCCCUGUCCUCUAAAAACAUCUCUGUGGAGUCGCUGGACUAUCUGGCAGAACUGCGAGGUGAGGAGCAUGCUGGGAGUUUGAGUUCACCGACGCAGAAAAGGGGACGUGGAGGAGAGUGGACACCGACGAGGACGCCGCUGACGAGAAGAGCGACUCAGGAAGCUCUCCUGAAUCUUUAAAGCAGCAGCAGAAGUCGUCUGUCUCCGGUUCAGACCAGACGUCAGAGGACGACUUUGUGUCUCCGCCCAGAGCCGGAAACAAACCUCUCCACAAGGACGUCCGCAG
This is a messenger RNA of Micropterus salmoides (largemouth bass), 1032 nucleotides long. RefSeq lists its product as uncharacterized. The coding region runs from base 285 to 926 and encodes 213 amino acids. NCBI's taxonomy places the organism in Eukaryota, Metazoa, Chordata, Actinopteri, Centrarchiformes, Centrarchidae. The transcript is spliced from 7 exons. The record is from RefSeq and is a predicted model, not a curated record.